Plodia interpunctella (Indianmeal moth) is the source of this 1366-nucleotide messenger RNA. RefSeq lists its product as uncharacterized. The transcript has 8 exons. Gene Ontology annotation, molecular function: odorant binding; olfactory receptor activity. Gene Ontology annotation, cellular component: plasma membrane. The record is from RefSeq and is a predicted model, not a curated record. Gene Ontology annotation, biological process: detection of chemical stimulus involved in sensory perception of smell; sensory perception of smell. The coding region runs from base 10 to 1224 and encodes 404 amino acids. NCBI's taxonomy places the organism in Eukaryota, Metazoa, Arthropoda, Insecta, Lepidoptera, Pyralidae.
UUCACGACAAUGAACGAUUCUUAUUAUACUCAAAACCCUAUAAGCCGCAGACAGUAUAAAAACAUAGCUUUCGGAAUGACACUAGUGGCAGUUGGUAAAAAUGUGUGGUGGGGGUACCAGCCAAGUGAAAACAUUUUUGUUCGCCUCAAUGCUAAAUUGUGGGUUGUAAUGGGACACUUGGCUACUUUCCUUGAGAUUUUAUAUGGCUAUUUGAAUUAUGAUUUAUUGAAGAAAUCACAUUUACUUCUGUCGUAUUUUAUUAGUUUGGCUUUGUAUUCAAUCGUUACUAUGAAAAUAUUAACCGCGCAAAGAGAUGUGUACAGAGUUUGUGUAACGAAUUUCAUGAAGGAAUUCCACUUGUACCACUUUCAACAUGAAAACAAAUAUAAUAAAAAGAAAGCAAUCAAAACGGAACGUUUUUCACUCUUUAUCCAAUGUUUUCUCAUAUUAUCCAUAUUUCUAGACGCGCUUAUGUGGUUCAUCACUUCACUGGCAAAGAAUACAAUUCACCUAGAGGAAAUACAUAACAAAACCAUGAUAUUACAGGGUGGCACGUAUAUAUGGAUGCCUUUCGACCACACAUACAAUUUCAAGAACUGGAUUCUAUUGGAAAUAUUUUUCAUGACUUAUUUGCAAUUUGGCAUUGGUUUAGUGAUAUUUUGCGUGGAUAUAAUGACUUUUACAUUCAUGUUACAUUUGAUUGGCCAUUUAGAUAUUCUGAAAAAUGAUAUUGAAAGCCAAGAUUGGAUCGGCUUGAGCGAUUUGGCUGUUAGACAGAAACUUGUGGAUAUACACAACCGAUAUACAUUUAUCAAGAGGAACUUCAAGACAUUCGAAGCGGCUUACGGCAUAAACAUCGGCGCUAUAUUUUUAUUUAAUUUGAUUGCAGACAGCUUACUGAUGUAUCUUCUUAUGUUUAACGAAAAGGAAAACCAAAUGUUAUAUUUCAUUAUGGCAUUCUAUUUCUUUAACAUCCUCAUUGCCUUAUCGUAUGCUACCGAAAAGAUUCGUAAAUUGAGCGAAGAUGUUUUCAUCGCAAUUUAUUCGUGCCCAUGGGAGUCGAUGGCGCUCUCGAAUCAAAAAACGUUAUUAUUGAUGCUUGUCCAAUCACAAGAGCUGUUGGAUUUCAAAGCUUGCGGUUAUUCUAUCGGCUAUCAGCCCAUGAUUAGUAUUAUCAAAGCAACAUUUUCGUACUACGUGAUGUUGAAGGAAACCAAUGAAUGAUGAUAUUAAGAAAAUAGAACAAAUAUAUUAUUAUUAUUAUAAAUAAAUAAAUAUUAAAUGCUAUCAUUUGCACUAAAAAAACAUCUUUGUAUCAAUUAUCAUGUACAAAGCCAGGAACAUUGUUGUGGGUUUUCGUAAAAUA